Drosophila takahashii is the source of this 588-nucleotide messenger RNA. RefSeq lists its product as uncharacterized. Lineage: Eukaryota; Metazoa; Arthropoda; Insecta; Diptera; Drosophilidae. The record is from RefSeq and is a predicted model, not a curated record.
AUGAGCAUCGUCUUUAAUAUGCUGGCGUUGAGCUGGAUUAUAUUCUCAGAGUUACUACUCGGUGCCCACUUCCUGGAGAUUGUGAAGAUGGAUUCCAUCCGCAAAUACCCUCCGAUGUUGAAGGUGGACAAGACGGUGAUUGGUGUCAACGAUACCUUAAGGGCUGUGUGCAGGGCGAGUCUGUGGCCAUCUGAUGUGCCGGCCAAUAUUACAUGGAGCAUAAACGGACAACAGGACUCCCGAGCAGCGGAUAAGGGUUCUAUCAUGAAAUCCUCUCUGGAGAUCUACCCGCAGAGCAGCCUGCUCAAGUUUUUCCGUGCAAAAAAUACCAGUGUGAAUUUGCAGUGUAAGGUGACUUCUUUGGAAGUGGUUAAGAUUUUCAAGCAGCAGAUCGUUCUGAGUAUGCCGCCGUCGAAGACCAUAUCGCCUAAUCGGCUGGACCUCCGAAGAUCCAAGCGGAAUGCCAACGAGGUUCCUCACAGCUUAGCGCUAACUGCAGCCUCGCAGCGCUGUUGCAUUUACUACGGAGCAUUUGGAUCAAUUUUGGUGGCGAUUUUCACAAUGGCGAUAUCGCAACUAUUUACGUAA